GGCAGCUGAAAAUUUCUAUUUAAAUCUGUACUGAAACGCGGUAGCAUUAGUCUUAACGAGCACGACGCAGCGCGCGCCUGCAACGAAACAAAACUUACAAAGAUGUCGAUAGUUCCAAUGAUGUUCCGUGAUUGGUGGGAUGACUGGGAGCGGCCCUCCCGGCUGCUCGACCAGCACUUCGGCAUGGGUCUGAGGAAGGACGACCUCCUCUCCUCACUCUCCGCACUCCCUUCCAGCUCCCUCUUCAGAAAUUCUUACUUCAGGCCAUGGAGAACCAAUUUGGCUAGGCAGGAGUCGUCUUCUACGAUUAACCUGACCAAGGAAAAGUUUGAGGUCAUCCUUGACGUACAACAGUUCACCCCCGAAGAGAUCACAGUGAAAGCGUCCAACAACUCCAUCGUGGUCGAAGGCAAACACGAAGAAAAACAAGACGAGCACGGUUUCAUUUCCCGCCAAUUCACUCGUCGCUACAUCCUCCCGUCAGGCUAUGACGUUGCUGACGUCAUGAGUUCCUUGUCGUCUGACGGAGUCCUGACGAUCACAGCUCCCAAGCGCCCACCUCCAAACGCAGGAGAGAGGAUCAUUCCAAUCAUGAAGACAGGCCCUGCGAAGCAGCCCGAAGCCCCCAAGGCUGAACCUAGGGAACAAAAUGUACCCAUCAUCACAUCUCCUUAACGUGCUAAGACGCUCGAUAGCUAACCGCUUAAUAUAAGCAAACGACCGAAACGUGAAUAGCAUUUAUUUUAUCCGCUGUUGGCCAACAACGGACGAUUCGAAAUUUACGAAUUAGAAAUGUAAAAGGAAUGCAAAACAUCACUGUAAUUUUGUAAAAAUGUACAUUAAACGAUAAUUUAAUAUGUGUA
Messenger RNA from Zerene cesonia (dogface butterfly), 863 nucleotides. It is a transcript of the gene l(2)efl, whose product is annotated as protein lethal(2)essential for life. The transcript has 3 exons. NCBI's taxonomy places the organism in Eukaryota, Metazoa, Arthropoda, Insecta, Lepidoptera, Pieridae. The record is from RefSeq and is a predicted model, not a curated record. The coding region runs from base 103 to 675 and encodes 190 amino acids. Gene Ontology annotation, molecular function: structural constituent of eye lens; protein folding chaperone. Gene Ontology annotation, biological process: response to heat; protein refolding.